UAGAGUAGUCUCCCUUGGUGUUUCUUCCGGUUAAUUCAUGCCUGCUACUUAUCUUAUUUAAAUAUCAUCUAAAAUCUAAACGGAUAAAAUGUUUAAAAAAUUUGAUGACAAGGAAAAUGUUGGUAAUACUAACAUUGCAAAGUCAUCAGUACAGAAGGGCAUUAGAAAUCAGAUUUUAGAACAGUUUCAACACAUAGAUGAAUACCUUGAUCAAAUAAUGCCAAAAAAGGAACCCUUAAAACUCGUGAAAUGUCAUGAGCAUAUUGAAUUGUUGAGCAACCAAGCUGGAGAAGUUCUUUUUUUCAGACAGAGGGAAGGCCCCUUGUAUCCAUCACUUAAAUUGUUACAUAAAUAUCCCUUUAUUUUGCCCCACAUGCAAGUAGACAAAGGAGCAAUCAGGUUUGUUCUCAGUGGCGCCAACAUUAUGUGUCCUGGUUUGACAUCACCUGGUGCUCGCAUGACCAAAGUUGAUAAGGAUCAGAUUGUUGCAAUAAUGGCUGAAGGAAAGCAGCAUGCUUUGGCUGUUGGGCUCACAAAAAUGUCUACUGAAGAAAUUUUAUCAAAAAAUAAAGGAGUUGGUGUGGAUAAUAUACACUUCUUGAAUGAUGGACUCUGGCUGAUGAAGCCCUUGAAAUAACAUCUUCAUUAUGUAUGAUAGAAAUUUUUAAUAUUUCAAUGUACAUACAUGUUCAAAAUGACUGAGGAUACAUUCAAUUUUUUGUGGUUAUCAGAUAAAAUGAUAUUGUUGAUUAGUGAUAUUCUAAAGCAUAAAGGGAUCUGAAAUUUAAAAAGCUGUAUGAAUUGGGAGUUAGGGUAUAAUAAAUCUAAAAUGAUCAAUACCACUGAGGUAAUGUUACUAUUAAAAUGUACUGUAAUUUUUGUGUCUGUUCAGCUAUUAAGCAUUAUUGUGCGAUUUAUAAAUGGAUAUUUAUGACAUUGUCAUAAUGGUAAGAAAUUAAACUUUGUGGAUAAAUGACUGUUCUUUUGGGAUUAAAAAUGUGCAUUUUAUUAUUUUGGAUAAAAUCCACAUUUUGUUUAGAUUGCAUGUUUUUGGAAUGAAUGUUUAUUUAUUGCUACUAGUUGUAUUGUCAGACUUGAUUUUACCAAUUAAAAAAUGUGUGUUUUA
Messenger RNA from Physella acuta, 1126 nucleotides. RefSeq names its product malignant T-cell-amplified sequence 1. Lineage: Eukaryota; Metazoa; Mollusca; Gastropoda; Physidae. Gene Ontology annotation, biological process: formation of translation preinitiation complex. Gene Ontology annotation, molecular function: RNA binding. The record is from RefSeq and is a predicted model, not a curated record.